AUGCUACUGCUGGCUGCCCGCGCGCUGCGCUGCCUGCUGUGCGCGCUGAGCUGCGCGUGGCUGCACCAAACCGGAGCGGCGGCCUCGCGACUCAAGUCGUCCUCGCUGCCCAUCCAGUCGGAGAGAGAAGCGCUGCCCUCCAAAGGCUUGUCAGGAUGCUCGUUCGGAGGUCGCUUCUACUCCCUGGAGGACACGUGGCACCCGGACCUCGGGGAGCCCUUCGGGGUCAUGCACUGCGUCCGGUGCCACUGCGAACCCCAAAAAGGCCGUCGAGGCAAAGUGUUCGGGAAGGUCAACUGUAAGAACGUGAAACAGGACUGCCCGGACCCGGACUGCGUGGACCCCAUCCUGCUGCCUGGACACUGCUGUAAAACAUGCCCUAAAGGCGUCAAGAUCGACUCUCGGCUGGACGGCUUCGAGUAUUUCCACGAGACGGGCAAAGACAAAGACGACGACCUCCACAAAUCCUACAACGACCGGUCCUACCUGAGCUCCGAGGAGCUGGGCCCCGGGGAGAGCCGCACCGACUUCGUCGCCGUGUUGACCGGAGUGACGGAUUCGUGGCUGCCGACCUCCAACGGCGUCACCCGAGCUCGCUUCUCCCUGACCAGAACCAGCCUGGCGUUCUCCGUCACGUACCAGAGGAUGAGCCGCCCCAGUAAAAUAGUCCUCCUGGAUGCGGAUGGCACGACUGCAUUUGAGUACAGCGUCCCCAAAGGACCGUCGGACAUGAUCUGCGGCGUGUGGAAGAACCUGGCGAAGCCUCUGAUGCGGCGGCUGCAGUCCGAGCUGAUGCGCAUCAGCAUGACGGCGGCGGGCGGACGCGGAGACGUGGAGGGAAAGAUCAUCAAGCACAGGGCUCUGUUUGCUGAGACGUUCAGUUCCACGCUGACGUCGGAGGAGGAGAACUCGGGCACGGGAGGCCUCGCCAUGCUGACGCUGAGCGACACGGAGAACAACCUCCACUUCAUCCUCGUCCUGCAGGGCCUCAUCAAGCACCGGGGCACCGAGCCUCAGUUGGUGCCCAUCAGAGUCCAGCUCGUGUACCGGCACCACGUCCUGAGGGAGAUCCGAGCCAACGUCACCUCUCACGAUCCGGACUUCGCCGAGGUGCUGACGGACCUGAACAGCCGCGAGCUCUUCUGGUUGUCUCGCGGCCAGCUGGAGAUCGCCGUGGCAACGGAGGGUCAGGACCCUCGACAAAUCUCCGGCUUCAUCACCGGCAGGAAAUCGUGCGACACCAUUCAGAGCGUGAUGUCCAGCGGCGACGCGUUGACCCCGGGGAAGACGGGCGGCGUGGGGUCCGCCAUCUUCAACCUCCACGACAACGGCACGCUGGACUACCAGGUCCAGGUCGCGGGUCUCUCCGGCGAGUUCGUCGGCCUCACCAUCGAGCUGAAGCCGCGGCGGCGCAACAAGCGCUCGGUGCUGUACGACCUGACGGCGGACUACAACAAGGCCGCGGGGCGGGCGAGCGGCAGCUGGAGCCGCCUGGAGGCCCGGCACAUCCACAUGCUGCUGCAGAACGAGCUGUUCAUCAACGUGGCCACGGCCCACGGCCAGGAGGGGGAGCUGAGGGGCCAGAUCAGAGCCCUGCUCUACAGCGGCCUGGAGGCGCCCCGACACGAGUUGCCCACCCCUCUGGCCGGACACUUUGUGUCCCCCCCGGUGAGAACCGGGGCCUCCGGUCACGCCUGGGUCUCCGUGGACCAGGCGUGUCACCUGCAUUACGAGAUCGUGGUCGCCGGCCUCAGCAAGGCCGACGACCUCACGGUGAACGCCCACCUCCACGGAUUGGCCGAGAUCGGGGAGAUCGACGACAGCAGCGCCACCCACAAGAGGCUGCUGACCGGCUUCUUCGGCUCACAGGCUCAGGGCGUGCUGAAGGACAUCAGCGCCGAGCUGCUGCAGCACCUGGACCAGGGCACGGCCUUCAUCCAGGUCAGCACCAAGACCAACCCGCGGGGGGAGAUCCGAGGACGGGUCCACGUGCCCAACAGCUGCGAGCGGGGCGCCACGGCGACGGAGCUCGACGGCGUCUUCGCGAAGGACCCCGAGGAGCUGAAGAAAGACCCCCACACCUGCUUCUUCGAGAACCAGCACCGGGCCCACGGCGCCCGCUGGACCCCCAACUACGACAAGUGCUUCUCCUGCAGCUGCCGGAAGCGGACCGUGAUCUGUGACCCCGUCAUCUGCCCCCCGUUGACCUGCCCCCGAACCCUCCAGCCCGGAGACCAGUGCUGUCCCAUCUGCGACGAGAGCAAAGAGCCCACAGAGGCGGCGCUUCUACCAGAGAGGGUGGACGAACAUCCCGAGGGUUGCUACUUUGAAGGAGACCAGAAGAUGCACGCCCCGGGCACCACGUGGCAUCCCUUCGUGCCUCCGUUCGGCUUCAUCAAAUGCGCCGUGUGCACUUGCAAGGGCUCUUCGGGGGAGGUGCACUGCGAGAAGGUGACGUGUCCGCUGCUGACCUGCAGCCACCCGGUGAGGCGCAGCCCCUCCGACUGCUGUAAGGAGUGUCCCGAGGAGGAGCGCACCCCCGCGGGGCCGGAGCACGGCGACAUGAUGCAGGCGGACGGCCCCAGGAACUGCAAGUUCGGCAAGAGCUUUUACCAGAACAGCGACAACUGGCACCCCUGGGUGCCGCUGGUGGGCGAGAUGAAGUGCAUCAACUGCUGGUGUGACCACGGCGUGACCAAGUGCCAGAGGAAGCAGUGCCCGGUCCUGACCUGCAGCGGCAUCGCCCGCAGAGAGGCGGCCUGCUGCCCCGAGUGCCUCGACUCCAAAGAGGAAGACGAUGUGAUGAUGAUGAUGAAGGCUCCAGACAAAAGACUGAGCUGGGGACACUGA
This is a messenger RNA of Cyclopterus lumpus (lumpfish), 2850 nucleotides long. It is a transcript of the gene chrd, whose product is annotated as chordin. Lineage: Eukaryota; Metazoa; Chordata; Actinopteri; Perciformes; Cyclopteridae. The coding region runs from base 1 to 2850 and encodes 949 amino acids. The record is from RefSeq and is a predicted model, not a curated record. Gene Ontology annotation, molecular function: protein binding. The transcript has 20 exons. Gene Ontology annotation, biological process: multicellular organism development.